Striga hermonthica is the source of this 369-nucleotide messenger RNA. Lineage: Eukaryota; Viridiplantae; Streptophyta; Magnoliopsida; Lamiales; Orobanchaceae. The record is from the annotation of a GenBank genome assembly.
AUGUGCUACGGCCGGGAGCGGCUGCCUUCGAAAGAAGAUAUCGCCGGAGCCCCGCGUGCGCCGCGGGACAACGAGGACUCCGUAGAGAAUCUGAUGGACAGGCUGGCCGAGACGGAGGCGCGGCUUGAGCGAGCAAGGGCGAGGGAAGCCGAGUUGAGCCGCCGCCUCGACGAGACAAGGAAAUUCGUGUGCGUUAUGAAAAUCCUCGAUUCAUACCUCAGGCGCCAGAACGAAGAACUGCGGGAACGGGUGGCGCGCUAUACUCCCGAUCGCCGCCUUAGCUUUUGGUACCUUCUGAGUAAUUCACAACUUUAUUUUCGUGUUCUGUUGGUGCUAGUCUUUGUUCGCAUAAUGCGACAAUUGCUUUGA